UGCUGCUGCUGCUGCUGCUGCUGGUGCGGCCGCCGCCUCCCGCAGGCUGCGCGGUGGCGGCGGCUGCUUCGGCGGCUUCGGCGGCGGGCGUACCCGUGUGGCCCGUGAAGCGCGCCGUGGUCAUCGAGGGCGACGUGAUGCUCGGCGGCCUCAUGAUGGUGCACGAGCGCGAGGACCGGCUCACGUGCGGACCCAUCAUGCCGCAGGGCGGCAUUCAGGCGCUCGAGUGCAUGCUCUUCACCCUGGACUGGGUGAACCGGCAAGGGUACCCGUUCUCGCUGGGCGCCUACGUGCUCGACGACUGCGACAAGGACACCUACGGGCUCGAGCAGGCCGUCGACUUCAUCAAGGGCUCGAUAAGCAACAUCGAUGACGGCACCUACCGCUGCCCGGAUGGCUCGAGCCCCGACCGCAUCAAACAGACCGUCAUCUCCGGCGUGCUCGGCGCCGCCUCCUCGGUCACGUCCAUACAGGUGGCCAACCUGCUGCGCCUUUUCAAGAUACCACAGGUGAGCUUCUUCUCGACGAGCCCUGAGCUGAGCAACAAGAAACGGUUCGAGUACUUUCUGCGCACGGUGCCUUCGGACGAGAGCCAGGUGAAAGCCAUGGUCGGCAUCGUCACGCUGCUCAAGUGGACGUACGUGUCCAUCCUCUACGAGGAAUCCACCUACGGAAAUUCGGCCUUCGACGUGCUGGAGAAGGAGCUGACCGAUCAUAACGUCUGCAUCGCCACCAAGGAGAAAUUGACCAAGGACUCUGGCGUGGCUUCCGAACGCAUGUACGACGGCAUCAUCGGGAGACUGCUCAGCAAACCUCGGGCCCGAGGCGUCAUCAUCUUCGGCUCGGACCAGGAGGUGGCGGGCGUGAUGCGCGCCGUGCGGAGGAACAACGCCACGUCCCACUUCGCCUGGAUCGGCAGCGACGGCUGGAGCGCCAGGGAGCUCGUGUCCCACGGCAACGAGCUGCAGGUCGAAGGCACGCUAUCCGUGCAGCCCACGGCCAAUGCGGUCAGGGGCUUCGACGAGUACUUCCGCGCGCUCACGCCGUCCGCCAACUACCGGAACCCGUGGUUCAUCGAGUUCUGGGAGCACUUCUUCCAGUGCAAAUGGAACGGCAGCCUCGUGACGCCGUUCAACCAGCACCACCAGAGAAGCUGCACGGGCGAGGAGCGCAUCAGCGACAACAAGGCCUACAAGCUCGAGGCACAGCUGCAGUUCGUCAGCAACGCCGUGCUCGCCUUCGCGUACGCGCUGCGCAGGAUGCACGAGGAAAUAUGCGGCAACGUGACGGGCCUCUGCGACAGCAUGCGGCCCGUCAACGGCACCGACCUGCUCUCCUACCUGAAGAACGUCACAUUCCGAGGCCUGAGCGCCGACCACUUCCGCUUCUCGGACAGCGGGGACGGCCCGGCGCGCUACAACAUCCUGCACUUCAAGCAGGUCCAGCCGGGCAGGUACCGCUGGGUGCCCGUGGGCCAGUACGUGGACGGCACGCUGCACCUGCAGCUAGCCGAGCUGCAGUUCCGGCUGGGCUCGAGCGAGCUGCCGCGUUCGGUGUGCAGCGACCCGUGCCCGCGCGGCUCCGCGCAGAAGAUGGUGGACAACGAGCAGUGCUGCUGGCACUGCGUGCGCUGCUCGGGCUACACGUUCGCCGCCGAGAACGGCGUGUGCGCCGACUGCGCGCCGGGCACGCUGCCGGACGCGCACCACGAGCGCUGCGUGCCGGUGCCGGAGUCGCACAUGAGCCCCUCGUCGCCGCUGGCCGUGGCCACGCUGGUGCUCGCCGCGCUCGGCACCGUCUUCACGGCGGCCACGCUGUUCAUCUUCCUGCGGCACAUCGACACGCCCGUGGUGCGCGCCUCGGGCCGCGAGCUGUGCUUCGUGCUCCUCGGCGGCGUCUGCAUGUGCCAGGGCACGGCGCUGCUGCUCGUGCAGCGGCCCAGCACGGUGAUGUGCGGCGCGCAGCGCGCCGCGCUGGGCCUCUGCUUCGCCGUCGUGUACUCUUCGGUGCUGGCCAAGGCGGUGCGCAUCCACCGGAUCUUCCACGCGGGUCGCCGGUCGGCCCAGCGGCCCGGCUGCAUAUCGCCGCGCUCGCAGCUGGCGCUGUGCGGAGCCCUGGUGUCGGUGCAGGGCCUGGUGGCGACCGUGUGGCUCGCGCUGAACCCGCCGCGCGCCGUCCACCACCACCCGACGCGCGAGGACAACCUGCUCGUGUGCCUGGCGUCGGUGAACCUGAUCGGGUACACGUUGUCGCUCAUCUACCCCUUCAUGCUGGUCAUCGUGUGCACCGUCUACGCGGUCCUGACGCGCAAGAUCCCGGAGGCGUUCAACGAGUCCAAGUACAUCGGCUUCUCCAUGUACGCCACGUGCGUCAUCUGGCUGGCUUUCUUGCCCAUCUACCUGACCACCUGGCACCACGUACUCCUCAACCUCACCACCAUGGCGAUGGCCGUCUCUCUGAGCGGCACCGUCACCCUCAUCUGCUUUUUCUUCCCCAAGCUGUACAUCAUCGUGCUCCACCCGGAGAAGAACGUGCGCCAGUCCAUGAUGGCCAAGUACGGCACGCUCAAGAACCGCGUCGAGUCGGCCACGCAGUCUGACGUUGACUACGAGAUGAGCGACAAGCAGCGUUCUGCCUGUUCGUUGGUCUCGACAAGUAGCCGAGCCAGCAUUGCCACGCAGACCGACGACAACAACUUCUACGAUAUGGACGUCCAGCUCUGACCCACCUACGACGUUCUGGCCAUAGCCGUCCAGCAGUAGCAGCAGUUGGCGGCCGGCCACCAAAAGUGGGACACGUGCCAACCACAGUGCGCGCGGUGCAAACCCAGCACGCGCGGAAUGCCUCGGCGCAGAUGUUGCUGUUGCCGCCGUCAGGGAAGGCCGGGACCAGUGGACGGCACGCCGCGACAGCACACACCACACAAACAGACACAUACAGGAAGCAGAACGCAAAGCCCAGUGCGGAACGCAAUAACCCUGCUCCUGCUGGGACCACAAAAGAAAAUAGGGGCACCCUUCAGCCACCUACACAUUGACAACAAGCCGGUGACGAUGCUCUGUGAUCACACUGCCGCGCAGAUAUGUAGCGUGUCUCUAUUUCUACACGAUCAAUCUCCUUUGCUCUCUCUCUCUCUGUCUUCUACAUGCAUAAUAUAAAUAUUCAUAUACCGCAAAUUAUAUAUAUAUAUAUAUAUAUAUACAUAUAUAUGUAUAUUAUACAUAUACAUUGACACAGGAAUAUACAAGUGGCACUCAUCAUAUCGUCUCCUCAGUUGUUGGUGCAUUUAUACAUGCGAAAUAAAAGCCUACUGUUUAUGUUUUCAGAAAGAGAGGCUUUGCACUCAGCAUGCCAGACAGGUUAUGCCAACACGUGUGACCUCCACUUGGCCUAUGCAUGUGUUGUCUCGGCCACUUCGCCAUUACACUGCAGAACCACCAUACACACCUGCUACCUGUGCUCCUCCUCUUUAUCACUGUUACAAAAAGUUGUAAGGCAAUUCAACCUUUUGCUGCCAUCAUUCAAAGACAAUGUCUUCCUGAUCGAGCUAGGGGUGCAAAUGAGGCGGAGUCACUGUGCAUUGCACUCUACUUCGUCACCCCUCGCAGGAGAGGUGCAGGAGGAGUGUCGGACUAAUUCAAAUUUUUUUACUGCGCAAUCUUCUGAACCGACCCAUAUUUUUAGACUGCAUUAUCUGCAAGAUAGGCCCACAAAAGAGGUCAGAAACCCACAUACCCAAUAUGGAAAAGUGGGGGUACUCGAUAAGACAUUGUCUUUAAAAAUUUAAACACAAUAACUAAUCCCAUUCUGCACUACCAAAUAUUCUGUCUGAUCAUGAAAAUCACUGAUGUGGUCUUGGAACAACCCAGUCAGAAACGCCAAACUUUUUGUCCUCAUAAAAGUAAUUUGUUCUCCAAAAAAAUAAAAACUACCAUGCACUCCGUAAUCUCUAAAGGCAGAUAUCUCAACAAAUACCGUAGUUAAACAAUCCUAAUGUGCCCCGAAAUCUAAUGCAUGCCCAACUUUCAAGGGUUAAUGUAAAACAAUAAAAAUAAAAGUGCAUCUGAACGUAACAUGCAUCAUAUAUAUAAAAGAAAAACAUAGCAUGCGCCCAACAUUUGCAAUCAGAAAGAAACAAGACAUCUGGGCUUUACCUCCACAGAAGGGGAACUUUUUUUAGAAAGAGCUUUCAUAAUGCAGGCACAUUGUCACUGUUGCCAUUUGUGCUUCAUUGGCCACAGACACCAAGCACACCAGGGUGGUACUCUUGAGUGAUAACAUAGAGAUAUUACUUUCCCAUUAUUUUACACAACUCUGCAUCAGACUUUUAAAACAAUACAGUGGAGAGCAUUCCUGGCACUGUGUGCAGAUAGUGAGUCAGGCACAGAGCCAGCAGCGCAGGCAAUUAUACGCCAGUACAUCACGCACUAAGUUGCACGAAAUCUUGUGAAAGUGAUAGUACCUCCGAAAGUGACUAACCGGGAAUACCACUAGAGAUCGUAGUCGAGUUCAAAAUUAAAUCACAGCAACCUUCGUGGAAAUAUAUUCUAGGCAUUACAAUGAAAAUGUGUUCGCCGCCAUCUUAUGAUGGCAAUGACGCUGCGUCUAACGGCUGUGUCCCAAUACUUGCCGCAGAUUGGAAACUAGGUGGUUAAGUGCACAGUGGCCAUCUUAAGUCUUGUUCUAAUUCUGACGAAUAUCAAGAAAGACAGCUUCACAAAGAUAGCAUCGAAGUCUAUAAUUAUGCAGGCUACUUUUCUGUUCAAACAAGCUGGUGGCAAAGCAGGACUCUUGAAAAUACUACGGGAAGGUUGUCUGCACAUGUCUGCACACAAGAAAAUGUAGUCCCACUUUCUUAUGUCCUUAAUGUAAGUCACAUCGUGUUUUUCAUAGGACUGCACAUGCAACGAGUUAAAAUACAGAAAUAAUGUGUGCUUUUCUCAAUUUUUUCUUGUCACUUCGAGGUGGCAUCACAUUGCAGAGGCGUGUUCCAUGCUUCUUCCAGACGGUUUGAGACAUUUCCCAUUACUUGAGCUUGAAGCUGUCUCCGGCUGUCUCCUUAGCUGUCUACAUAAACUGUCUCCUGUGCAAGCCAGAAUUGGAACACAGCCUCUGACAGAAGAGUGUUGCCAAUGCCGUGAACAUAGUUUGGGUUUCAUAGCUGAUUGUAACACACUAGUGAUUUUCGGAACCAUUUUCUCUGAAAAAAGGUGCAUGUUAAAUUCGUGUAAGUAUGGCAACACUUAAAUAAGACUGCAACAGCCAUGCCUCACACAAAAAGCAUAAUUUUGCAUAUAUAACUGCAUCAAAAUUUAGAGAAAUGCAAGUCAAAACAGGGAGCAUGCGUUACAUGCAAAGUUAUUGGUUUUGAAUGCGACCCUGUGGAAAUGAAAAGCACACUGCUGUGAAGCCACAUCUCAAGACAAAAUUUACACAUGAAUGUGUGCAUCACUGCCGUGAAGGUGCAGUGGAAACAGUAAAGGCAAAAUUAACAAGGUUGUUCAUGGAGCUUCACUUUGAGCUGAAUGGCGCCAGGUUGUUAAAGUAAAUGUCAAUGCCCCACAAGCUACCUUGUGUGGGUUUAUGAAUGAAAUUGCUUUUCAUUUUUCCAGGGUUAUAAUUGAAGUACAGGUUAUAUGCUGACGUAAGCUAUACAAGCAAAAAUACAGCACUUGUUGCUAAAAGAAUACAGUAAAAUCUCCUUAAUAUGUACUUGUGUAAAAUGCACAAAUGCUUCAAACAUAGGUAAAAUUAAUUACAAACUCUGACUCCAUAGGGUGUAAUACAUUGGGUGACUGUUUAAGCUGUAGUGGCUCAUUGUACGCAUAUCGGCUAGUGUAUAUCAUGAUCCCAUUUUCGCCUGUAGAAGCUAACUGUGCUGCCGCGACUCCCUGUGCGGCUUACGCCAUGCUGUGCUGCGACACUUUUUUUGGCCACUUUUUUUGAAAGUGUGCAGAUUAGUCUUUCGCUGGUUGCAGCUUUGGUGUGGAUGCAAUGACACCUUUAUAGAUAAGCAUCAAAAAUGCACUGAAGGUGUGGUGGCAGCUUCAGCAAAGAACAUGGUUACCAAGGGGCACGCCUGUGUAACCUACUGCCGCUAACCCUAUUAUGAUAAGCAUAUUCACUUAUCUGCUUGGCAGUGCGUGUUGCAUUGUGUGAAGUUGUAUUGGAAGCAUACUGUGUGCUUCCGACUGCCCAUAUGUGCUGAAGAACUUUGUAGCCCGCAGAACGCAAUCGCCAUGUUCGCUCACCAAGUUAUGCACCACAAUCUGAGCACCAACAGAAGUUCGCACACAUUAAUGCGAGUGUCCGUCUCUACAUGCAUAGAGACAAAAGCUCGCACGAAUGCACACAACAUUAGCCUCGGCACAAGGACAGCAUGCACUUAGACGGCAACGCACUGCACACAAAUUGCAUGGGAUUAUCUGCACCAUGCAGCAGCUGGUACCGUAUUUCAAAGUAGUGCCAAGUUAUGGGGUUUUACAUGCCAAAACCACCAUCUGAUUAUGAGGAGGCCAUAGUGGGAGACUCCGGAAAUUUUGACCACGUGGGGUUCUUUAACGUGCGCCUAAACCUAUGUACACAUAGUAGUGUCACUGGUUCUCAAUCAUUGCACAGGCAUGUAAUACACACACACAUCAUACCUUGUCUGCUCUCCCACAGAGCUCCCCUACUCGUUCCUAAACUGCUGUUCUGUAUUGCCUGUGUUCUUUCGGAUGAUCAUGCAAAGGAGCCAGCAUUGUUUUUCACCACGCUGAGAAAAAAAAAGGACAUCCUCUAAGUGAGUAUUUUAAUUAACAAUCAUUGUAGCAUCUCAUUUCUUUAUUGGUGGCAGCACACAAAAAUACAAUUUGUAGCUACUGGUAGGUGUGUACUGUACUGCCAUGAAGUGCGUAGUUAUGCCACAUUUUUGUCAGGUAUGAA
This is a messenger RNA of Dermacentor albipictus, 6924 nucleotides long. RefSeq names its product mangetout (gene mtt). Lineage: Eukaryota; Metazoa; Arthropoda; Arachnida; Ixodida; Ixodidae. Gene Ontology annotation, cellular component: plasma membrane. Gene Ontology annotation, biological process: G protein-coupled receptor signaling pathway. The record is from RefSeq and is a predicted model, not a curated record. Gene Ontology annotation, molecular function: adenylate cyclase inhibiting G protein-coupled glutamate receptor activity.